Messenger RNA from Chara braunii, 3210 nucleotides. Lineage: Eukaryota; Viridiplantae; Streptophyta; Charophyceae; Charales; Characeae. The record is from the annotation of a GenBank genome assembly.
UGUUGCAUUACAAAUGCGACCCAACACGCUAUGUUAUCCCCAAAGGGUGUGUGCACGGUGAUCGUGUUCCCUACACGUGGCGGGAUGAUGAUUGAUUGGCUAACGCCACCUGGACAACUUUUUAUCGUCUGCCUACAUUUUGCAAGGCCUCCUAGUCGUUGAAGGUCGAGGCACACGUUGUGCGGACCUAUUCUUUCGACUAUGCAUGAGUGUAUCCCUUCCUGAGAAUCUCGAAAACUGCGAAAGGGUGGUAGGUGACGGUGAUGGCUCCUCCUGCUGACCGGAGUGCGCCUCCUAUGGGGAAAUUGGAAAUGGUGCGAGGUUCGGAGAAGUCUGUUGGUGGUGAUGCUGGAGCUGAUGGAAAUGGGAUGACCAGCGACGAUGGGAUGGGUGCGGGCGAGGGAGACAUUGUACCUCGCAAGCAAGUCGCCAGGAAAUGGUUUAGGAAGUGGGUCGUGCAGGACACUGUACUCAACAGUGGGAAAUGCUUCGUGCUGAAAUGGAUCCGAGAGGAUAUGGUGGCAGCUCAGAAACCUGUUGCCCCCCCACCAAUGCCAGCAGUGCAAUCCCCUGAGCAUGAUCAGGGCGUUGUUUACGUCUGUGCUUUUGAGGGGUGUGGAAAGGUGUUCACAGAGGCUGCUGCGCUUCGCAAACAUGCACAUGUACAUGGAGAAAAGCAGUACGUAUGCCAUUACGAGGGCUGUGGUAAGCGCUUUGUGGACAGCUCCAAGUUGAAGAGACACUUCUUGAUUCACACUGGCGAAAAACACUUUGUUUGUCCAUUUGAAGGCUGUGGAAAGGCGUUCUCGUUGGACUUUAAUUUACGGUCUCACAUGAGGACACACACUGGCGAGAAUUACCAUCCAUGCCCCUAUGCAGAUUGUGGAAAGCGGUAUGCUCACGAGUACAAGCUGAGGGCCCACAUCAAGUCUCACCAUGAGAAGGAGUCUAAGCACUCACAUCAGUCAGAGAGAGCAUUACUUGCUAUAGCAGGCAGCGGUGGUGCUGGCGGUUUGGGUGGGCAAAUUGUUGCCACAUCAGGUGGGAACCCGCCUUCAGCAGCAGGUGAGCGGCCAUUCGGGUGCCCAUUUGAAGGAUGCGGGAAGAGGUAUAUACACGAGUAUAAACUCAACUUGCACCUCAGGAAAGAGCAUGCCCAGGAUGUGGGUGACAUGAUGAUGGAUGACAGUGGGGGAACCCGUGCAAGGGGCUCAAAUCCAGAUCAUCCCGCUGAUGCCAACAGGGGAGGUAUGCUGGAAAUCGGUUACGAUGACAACCCAAACCACCACGAAGGCGGCUAUGGUGGGUAUAGCGAAGCUGAGGAUGAUGACGGGAGUGAUCUAGGUGAAAUGCAACUCAGAGGAGAUGUGAAUCUUGGACAUAAUGGUGGGGACGACAGGCCAGUCCAUGCACACUUAGGACAGAAGCAGCCGAGAGACAACAUACACCAUGUCGACCUCAACGAGCGUCAGCUCAUCACGGAGUAUGGAUACCGGCUUUCUGAUGCAGAGAGGGAGGAUAGUGAGGAGACAGAAGAGGAGGAGAGGGAAGAGUUUGAUGGUGAUCAUGAGAUGGUAGAGAGGGAGUACGAGGAUGUUGUAGAGGAGGAGGAUGAUGAAGAGACGGAGGAGGAAAUGGACUAGCCCGCCGCGUGAGCUCACAUGGUAGGACGAAGAUCAACUGCAGGUUUCACUCUCGGUUCCUUGUGCAUAAGGAUAUAUAUUCGCCACAGGUAGAGAAUGCGGGUGAAUGCAGUGCUAAGAAGCAAUGAAGUCAUGGUUACAGCGCCUACUUGCAAAGCUGAGGUUAGAGAAGCCGCAAGUGGAUCGUGUACUUGUUUACUCAGACGCAAUGGUUGGAUGGGUGCAAGGCAUGCGUCGUUAAAGAAGAAGCAGACAUCCCAACAUGGUCGUGAUGAGAGUGGUGGCGAUGCGUGGAGCUGAUGGAUGGCAUCCAGUACUGUGGUGAGCAGACUCAUCGGGCAGUAGACGCAGCGCAAGAAGCGACGGAGAUGGGAAGCAAAGUUAUUGAGGGGCUGGUUUCCAUGCGAUCUACCAAAGCAGAUAUCACAACAUGGUGGUGAUGAGAGUGGUGGCGAUGUGUGGAGAUCAUCGAUGUCAUCUAGUACUGUGAUGAGAAGACUUGUCAGGCAGUAAAUGAAGCACAAGAAGCGACGGAGGCGAUGUGUGGAGACGUUGAACGAUGUCAUCUAGUACUGUGAUAAGAAGACUCGUCGGGCAGUGAACGCAGCUCAAGAAGCGACGGAGGCGAUGUGUGGAGACGGUGGAUGGCAUCUUGUACUGUGGUGAGAAGACUCAUCCGGCAGUAGAUGCAGCGCAAGAAGCGACGGAGAUCGGGAGCAAAGCUUCUUGAGGGGAUGGUUUCCAUGCGAUCUACAAAAGCAGAUAUCACAACAUGGUGGUGAUGAGAGUGGUGGCGAUGUGUGGAGACGAUCGAUGGCAUCUAGUCCCUGGGAUGAGAAGACUCGUCAGGCAGCACAAAAAGCGAUGGAGGCAAUGUGUGGAGACGAUGGACGGCAUCUAGUACUGUGGUGAGAAGAUGCAGCGCAAGAAGCGAUGGAGAUGGGGAGGAAAGCUUCUUGAGGGGAUGGUUCCCAUCCUAUCUACCAUGUGGUCUGUGGUGGAUGUUAUCCGAAGUUCUUAGCUCGGCAUUUCAAUCCCGUCCACAGCAGACUGUCUAGACUACAAGGCACCCAUUCCCUUUGCCUACUUUUAAUUACGCAUUGAUUGCGUAGUAGUUUUCUUAACGCGCAGUAUCCGUGCUAGUUUCUUAAUCUCUGUCCAUGAAAUCCAUUUUUAUAAUUGUGGCUGAUUUGAUGAAUGGUCCACUCAGCUCACUGUACAAUAAGGGUGCUCCAGCUUGAAUGGUUGUGAGUGAGUGGCAGAUUGAACAGGGCAACAGAUUCACAGGAAAUGGGUAUCAUCAUCAUAUCCACCGAAAGGUGGCACUGCUGUUGUGCAUUGUGAUUUACGUCUCCUUUUUUCCCCCUCUGCUGCGUGGUAAAACCAAGGCCCAUAUAUGUUCAUAAGCGUAUUCAACAUAUGCCUUUAGGUGCAGAGAGUCUGUCUGUUCCUGCUUCGGUGGCAAGGGCGUGGGUUCAAAUCCCACAGCUGUCACCAAAGAAAAGAAGAAUGCCACUGGUCGUAAAAUUGCAGCGAGGCUGCAGAGUGAUAAACCCACAACUCCUCG